This is a messenger RNA of Dipodomys spectabilis (banner-tailed kangaroo rat), 1093 nucleotides long. RefSeq names its product deoxyguanosine kinase (gene Dguok). Lineage: Eukaryota; Metazoa; Chordata; Mammalia; Rodentia; Heteromyidae. The transcript is spliced from 7 exons. Gene Ontology annotation, molecular function: ATP binding; deoxyguanosine kinase activity. Gene Ontology annotation, biological process: nucleobase-containing compound metabolic process. Gene Ontology annotation, cellular component: mitochondrion; cytoplasm. The record is from RefSeq and is a predicted model, not a curated record. Bases 54 to 887 code for a protein of 277 amino acids.
CAGAGCGGAAAUGCGCGGAGAGGAAAUGAGCCCUACGCUCAACGUGGGUGGGAAUGGCUUCGGGUUGGUUCUUCCUGAGGCGUCUUCGAGCACCCUUCGCUUCCAUGGCCCUGAACCCGCUCGAGGGCGCGCCCUGGUCCAGGGGCCUGCAUGCGGGGCGCGGGCCCCGACGGCUCUCCAUCGAAGGCAACAUUGCUGUGGGGAAGUCCACCUUCGUGAAGUUACUCACUAAAACUUACCCAGAGUGGCACGUUGCUACAGAACCUGUGGCAACCUGGCAGAAUAUCCAAGCUGCUGGCACCCAAAAAGAUGACACUACCCCACGUCUUGGAAACUUGUUGGACAUGAUGUAUCAGGAGCCAGCACGAUGGUCCUACACAUUCCAGACAUAUUCCUUUAUGAGCCGCCUGAAAAUACAGUUGGAGCCUUUCCCUGAGAAACUUUUACAGGCUGAGAAGCCAGUACAGAUCUUUGAGAGAUCUGUGUACAGCGACAGGUAUAUCUUUGCAAAGAAUCUUUUUGAGAAUGGUUCCCUCAGUGACAUCGAAUGGCAUAUCUAUCAGGAUUGGCAUACUUUCCUCCUGCGGGAGUUUGCCAGCCGACUUUCAAUACAUGGCUUCAUCUAUCUCCAGGCUUCUCCCCAGGUUUGCUUGGAGAGACUGUACCAAAGGGCCAGGGAGGAAGAGAAAGGAAUUCAACUGGCCUAUCUUGAGCAGCUUCAUAGUCAACACGAAGACUGGCUUGUUUAUAAGAAAACCAAACUCCACUUUGAGACUCUGAUGAAUAUUCCAGUGCUGGUGUUGGAUGUCAGUGAUGAUUUUUCUAAAGACCUAGCCAAACAAGAAGAACUCAUGAGAAAAGUAAACACCUUCAUAAAGAAUCUGUAACCAGUUACUAAGAUGGUCUCGCUGACCAGUUACGCUCUCUGACUUCUUGAAGCUAGAAAAUGUUGAGUCUCCAUCCAUCCCUCUUCUCUUUUGUCCCUGGAGUACUCUGCCUCUCAGGGAUAUGGUGUGUGCUGUCUCUGGAUUUUGCCAUUGUCUUUUUUUAUAUGUCACAGGACUUUGAAAAUAAAGUUGACUUAAGUUACUUA